AUGACGGCCUCGAUACCUGUCAACAGGUUCUCAGAGACAAAGUUCUCCGAGUCCUUUUGGUCCAACUCCCGGGGCGACUAUGUCACAGGAAUCAAUGUCCUCCAUUCAAAGAUGGACCAGGGCGUGGUCGAGGACCAGGAGAUCCUGACCUACCUCCGUGAACGGAUCGAUGUCGAGCAACGCUAUGGCAAUGCCCUGAUCGAGAUGGGAAACCGUCGCCUCAAGCUCGAAGGAUUCCUGAGAGACGACGGCGCUUCGUUGAGAAAGACGUUCGAGACCAUUAAGAACGAGAGCAUUGGCCUCGGCAAUGGUCACAUCUCCCUCGCCAACAAUCUCAAGGAACUCGUCCUGGCUCCCCUUGUCAAGUUCAACUCACAGGUCUACCAGACCACUCAGCAGAGCCGCGAGGAUAUCGAGAACCGGCUCAAGCUCUUCGACAAGCAUCUUCUUGACCUCGAUCGAUCCCAUGCCGCCUAUGUCGCAAAGUGCAACACCGCCGACCAGGCUGAGAUGGAGGCCAACAAGAUCGCCGCCGAGGAUGCUGCUGCGCAUGGAUCUCCUCCAAGUGCCUCUUCAGACAACCUCGACGUCGAGCGUCGACACGAGUUUGCCUCGCAGCGGUUCACGAUUCUGGAGCUCAACAAGUUUUUGAACAAGAUGAGGGCCGAGGUCCCCUCGCAGGAUGUCAAGGUCCCAAUCAUGGGAGUCUACAACAACUGCUGCACCGGAUCGGCCAUUGCACACUGGAUCCAACAAAACACCAAGGCCAGGACGAUCGAGGAGGCGGAGCACAUUGGACAAUCCCUCUCGGACGAAGGGUUCUUGCGAUUGAUCGGACAGCGUGGCAACCGGUUCCUGGCCUCGCCCGCCAACUUUUACCAGUGGCGCGACCAGAUGUUUGAGCUCCUUGAUGAGGACGAUCGGGAGGAGGAGAUGUCGCUUGUCAAGAGGACCAAGCAGGAGGUUGAAAAAGCCGAUGCUUCGUAUCUCGCUGCUGUCAAGAAGGCUGACCUAACCCGUCUUCAGCUUGAAGUUGGACUUUUCUCUCAUAUGGACCUCCUGCAGCGCUGCGAAUACGAGCGCAUCAACACGUUUAAAAAUGCUUUCUUGAACUUUGCCGCUAUCUUUUCGAACAUUAUCAGUAUUACCCAGUCUGUCGCCGACCAUUUGUUGAUCUUCCAGGAAGCCCUUCGACCCGCCAACGAUGUCCAGUAUGUCAUUGAACAGUACCGCACCGGAGCCUUUGUACCCAUGCCGACUCUCUACAACCACUUUUACCUCGGAUCUGGCUAUGAACAAGUCUUUGGCGUCAACAUUGAACAACACUGUAAUUUCACUCGCAAGAAGGUGCCUCAACUAGUCACCAAGUGCUUGAGCAGGAUCAAAAAGAGCUCUGUCGCCCUCACCAACGAACAGAAAGUUGCAUGCUGGACGGCAGAGGUUCCUUUGUCUGAGAUCCACACUCUCCGUAACAAGAUCAACCACGGUGGCAAGAUCACUCAAAAGCUGUUGCGACUUUUCGAUGUGGCCACGGUCAUUGGUGUCCUCCGUUUGUACUUCUUGGAACUCCCUGGAUCUCUUUUGAAUGGCGAUGAAUACGAGACUGUGAAGAUCAUCUAUUCAAGCGGUAAGGGUAGGCAGAUACUCCGACCCAGCAGGACUUUCGUCUCGGGUCAAUUGGAAACACGCUGGCAUGGAGCUGUCAACCUUACCGACGGCGAUUUCAUUGCUGUUCAGGAUUUGUCGGAUGAUGUGAAUGAUAGCAAGAACGAUGCAAGGAUCUCGUCCAUCCGCAACCUGCUCGCCCUCCUCAGCGCCGCGCGAUUCUAUACCCUUUACGAAGUCGUCAAGCACGUCAGCAAUUUGAUCAAGGAGACAUCAGCUGACGACGACUUUACACACUAUAUUGCACACCGAUGGGGACCCGUCUUCCUGCGACCUAUUGAGGAGACGGCUGUGACACUGCACGACAAGCACCCCCAGCGUAUGAUGCGCGACAUGCUGAAGAUGACUCAUCAGAUCUUUGAGCCCAUCAGGAUGAGCCGUGAAGAGGGUAACCUUUCGCGGUCGGUGACGACUCGUGCUCCUGCUACUCACCUGGGUCGUAACAGAAAGGGAGCUGUCCGCCACAGUCGCGAUCUCAAGAGCUCCCCAGUCUCCCCUACUUCCAAUGGCCAUGCUGGUCCUGGUAUGCCCUCGAUUGCUGUCGAGGGUCAGGUUAUUCCCGAGAAUGCUAUCGCUGCCGCGGUUGCUGCUGCUGCCGAUAAUGGAUCAGGUGUUGGUGCUACUCCACCCAAGCUUGUAAGGCGGCCACCCCCUUCGCGCUUCAACUUGACGCGCUAUGUCAGUGCCCCCGAGAUGUUUAGCGAGCAGUCGGCGUCGAAGAAGAAGCCUUUGCUGAACGGAACUGCUGAGAAUGGCGAUGCCCAGACCCCCGGACUGUUGAACACUACUGGAUUGAAGCCCGCUGCAGGAGGGGAUAAGAGCAGCCGGUCGCCCUUGCGCCAGAGUGUGAUGGCCGUUGAGGAGACCCCCGAGGAGGAAGAUGAGGAGGACACUGCCAUUGCUAACGCCAUGGCUGCCGAGGCUGCUGCCGCUACUGCUACGCCCGAGAUCGAGGCCGAGGUCGAGGCCGAGGUCGAGGCUGAGGCUGAGGUAACUUCUCCGGCUGUCGAGUCUGUGGCUGCUGCCCCCGAGGAGGAUGUGCAGGCUGUUGCUAUUGCCGAGCCCGAGUCAACGGCAGCCGAGGCCGUUGCGGUGUCGACCAACUCUUCUGGAGAGCAGCCCCAGGAGUGGAAGGCUGUCACUGGCCAGGAAUUUGAGGCAUCCGGACGCAAGCUCGAGAGACGCCGCAAGAACCGUCAGUCGUCCUUGGGACCUAACGGCACUGCUGCUAAUGGAGUUGCUCCUGAGACCAAUGGCUUGUCUGCCGAGAGUGUCCUCCAAGCCUUGCGCGAGGAGGGUAACUAA
Messenger RNA from Linnemannia hyalina, 2970 nucleotides. Lineage: Eukaryota; Fungi; Mortierellomycota; Mortierellomycetes; Mortierellales; Mortierellaceae. The record is from the annotation of a GenBank genome assembly.